AUGGAAUUAGGUAGUGAAAGUUUAUUAGGACUUGUUGAACGUUUACAUGCAGACGCUAGUGCUGCUGGUGCCGGUACGCCAUACUUGUACCAGAAGUAUUGGCAAGAUUCUUUUGUUCAUGGUCGCCCUUAUGGUUCAAAAGCUGAUGUUUGGUCCUUAGGUGCUAUUCUUUAUUAUAUGCCUUAUGGCAAACCAUCAAAAUAUAAUCCACGAGCAGCAAAUCCACCACAUGGAUAA
Messenger RNA from Rotaria sordida, 237 nucleotides. The record is from the annotation of a GenBank genome assembly. NCBI's taxonomy places the organism in Eukaryota, Metazoa, Rotifera, Eurotatoria, Philodinida, Philodinidae.